AUGAUAAGUCUCUCACUUCCCUCUCCCGCCAAACUUGUCCCACCUUUGCUACCCACAAGCCCUUCGCACCAAAAACCCUCAUCAUCCCAAUCUCUGAAAAAUCCCAGCUUUGAACCUCUCAAAGAUCGUCUGAUCCGUCAGGCCAAUGAGGGGAAUAUCCGCCAAGCAAUCUCAACCCUUGAUCGCAUAGCCCAACUGGGACUCACCCCAGACCUCACUUCUUACUCCCUUCUCCUCAAAUCAUGCAUCAGAACUCGCAAUUUCGAUCUGGGUAAGCUAGUUCACAUCAAAUUGACCGACUCACGACUGGAACUCGACUCGGUCGCUCUCAACUCAUUGAUCAGCUUGUAUUCGAAAUGUGGCGAUUGGGUCACAGCUAAAAGUAUAUUUGAAGAUAUGGGUGAGAAAAAAGACUUGGUUUCAUGGAGUGCCAUGAUUUCAUGUUUGACACAUAGUGGUAUGGAAUUAGAAGCUAUCUUUACAUUCUUUGAUAUGGUUCAAUCUGGAGAGUACCCGAAUCAGUUUUGUUUUUCUGCAGCAAUACAAGCGUGUUCUAAUGUAGACAAUGCUUGGAUUGGGAUCGUAAUAUUCGGGUUUGUGAUAAAAACUGGGUAUUUUGAGUCUGAUGUGUGUGUUGGGUGUGCAUUAAUUGAUUUAUUUUCCAAAGGUUUCAGUGACUUGAACUCAGCAAAGAAAUUGUUCGAUAAAAUGCCUGAAAGGAAUUCCGUUUCCUGGACUUUGAUGAUAACAAGAUAUAGUCAACUCGGUCAACCUAGAACUGCCAUUGAGAUGUUUUUAGACAUGGUAUUCAGUGGGUUUACACCUGAUAGGUUUACUUUUAGUAGUAUAUUAUCCUCUUGCUCAGGAAUGGGAUUUUUAUUUCUUGGAAAACAAUUGCAUUGCCGGGUGAUCAAGUCUAGGUUGUCUGAAGAUGUUUGUGUUGGGUGUAGUUUGGUGGACAUGUAUGCAAAGUGUGUUGUGCCUGGAUCGUUAAAUGAUUCGAGGAAGGUUUUUGAUCACAUGCCUGAUCAUAAUAUCAUGUCUUGGACUGCAAUAAUUAAUGGGUAUGUGCAGAGUGGGGGCAAAGAUGGAGAAGCCCUUGAACUCUACUGCAAGAUGAUAGAUGAGGGUCGAGUUUUACCCAACCAUUUCACGUUUUCCAGCCUUCUCAAGGCAUGCGGAAAUCUUUCCAAUCCGGAACUGGGUGUGCAGAUUGAAGAUUCUGGAUUUGAGGUUGAUGCUUUCACAUUCGCUAGUCUGUUAAGUGGAGCUGCAAGUAUAGGUGCAGGUGGUAAGGGUGAGCAAAUCCACAGUCGGUUGCUAAAAUCUGGAUUUCAGGCUAACCAAUGCGUCUGUAAUGCUUUGGUCUCAAUGUACUCUAGGUGUGGGAAUAUAGAAGCUGCUUAUCAAACUUUUAAGGAAUUAGAAGAUCGGAAUGUGGUUUCGUGGACUUCAAUGAUCACGGGCUAUGCAAAACAUGGAUUUGCUAAAAGAGCUUUGGAAAUGUUUCACCAAAUGCUCGAGGCAGGUAUGCAGCCAAAUGAGGUCACCUAUAUUGCUGUUUUGUCAGCUUGUAGCCAUGUUGGUAUGGUUGAUGAGGGAUGGAAACACUUCAAUUCCAUGAGCAAUGAACACGGGAUAAGCCCAAGAAUGGAACAUUAUGGAUGCAUGGUUGAUUUAUUAGGCCGAUCAGGUUUUCUUGAAAAGGCCGUCCAGUUUAUCUACUCCAUGCCUUUCAAAGCAGAUGCUCUGGUCUGGCGGACAUUGCUUGGUGCUUGCCGUGUUCAUGCUAAUACAGAGUUAGGAAAACAUGCAGCAAAAAUGAUUCUUGAGCAGGACCCAAAUGAUCCAGCAGCAUACAUCUUACUAUCAAACUUAUAUGCUUCAAUGGGUCAGUGGGAAGAUGCUGUACAAAUCAGAAAAAGCAUGAAAGAGAGAAAGUUGGUUAAGGAAGCAGGUUGUAGCUGGAUAGAGACGGAAAAUGGGGUACACAAGUUUUAUGUAGGGGAUAGUAAACAUCCCCAGGCGAAGGAGAUAUAUGAAGAAUUGGAUAGAUUGGCUCUCAAAAUAAAGGAGAUUGGAUAUGUCCCUGAUACAGAUUUUGUCCUUCAUGACGUGGAGGAGGAACUGAAGGAACGAUAUUUGUUCCAACACAGUGAAAAAAUAGCUGUUGCCUUCGGUCUUAUAAGCACAUCUAGACCAAAAACCAUUAGGAUAUUUAAAAACCUUCGUGUUUGUGGAGAUUGCCAUACUGCAUUGAAAUAUAUAUCGAAGGCAACAGGUAGAGAGAUAGUGGUGAGGGAUUCAAAUCGUUUUCAUCAUAUCAGGGAUGGGGCUUGCUCCUGCAGCGAUUACUGGUGA
Ilex paraguariensis (yerba mate) is the source of this 2361-nucleotide messenger RNA. Lineage: Eukaryota; Viridiplantae; Streptophyta; Magnoliopsida; Aquifoliales; Aquifoliaceae. The record is from the annotation of a GenBank genome assembly.